AUCCCAACCAACCAACCACCAUGGUGACACCUAGCUUUAUCCUGAAUACCUUCACCUCUCAACAACACCAUUAACACGUCGAUUUCAAUCUAUUCCGCCUCUCAUCAACCCCAUUAACACGUCCAAUUCAAUCCAUUCAACCGCAACAAUGACCGCCCCCCUCUUCUCCCCUUCCCUAAUCCCCGUCUCAAUCCAAUCCCAGCUUCCAUCCGGUUACAAAGUCCGACCCCUAGAGCGCACCGACUACGGCCUGGGCUUCCUCGACGUCCUCCGGGUGCUCACGACCGUUGGUGACAUCAGCGAGGAAGCAUGGACGGAGCGCUACGACUGGAUGGCAGAGCACUCGUCCGAGUACUUCAUUGUGUGCGUCGAAGACGACUCUGGGAAGGUUGUCGGCGUAGGCUCUCUCGUUGUUGAGCGGAAAUUUCUCCGUAACCUAGCAGCGUGCGGCCACAUCGAGGAUAUUGCCGUUGCGUCCGAGCAGCAGGGAAAGAAGCUGGGCCUGCUGAUUAUUCAGACGCUGGAUGCCAUUGCGCAGGCGGUGGGAUGCUACAAGGCUAUUCUUGAUUGCUCCGAGAAGAAUAGGCCGUUCUAUGAGAAGUGCGGGUACAAGCUUGCGGGUAUCCAGAUGGCGAGGUACUACGACGGUAGCACGCCGAAGGAUGCUCCUAAGGAGUCGACGUAGGUUUGGCAUACCCGGGAGUUAUAGAAUUGGAUGCUUGAGGGUGAUAGAUAGACGGUGUUGGAAUUGUUUCAGUACUGUGGGAACAUUACAGGCCUUCUUCUGUAUAGCCACUCUAUCCUGUCCUCUCAAGUCAUCAACACCCAAUAACCACC
Messenger RNA from Tricharina praecox, 837 nucleotides. Its product is annotated as acyl-CoA N-acyltransferase. Gene Ontology annotation, cellular component: endoplasmic reticulum; Golgi apparatus; endoplasmic reticulum-Golgi intermediate compartment. The transcript is spliced from 3 exons. The record is from RefSeq and is a predicted model, not a curated record. NCBI's taxonomy places the organism in Eukaryota, Fungi, Ascomycota, Pezizomycetes, Pezizales, Pyronemataceae. Gene Ontology annotation, biological process: UDP-N-acetylglucosamine biosynthetic process. Gene Ontology annotation, molecular function: glucosamine 6-phosphate N-acetyltransferase activity; monosaccharide binding. Bases 149 to 685 code for a protein of 178 amino acids.